UCUGGGCACCUUCCCAGCCGCCGCUCCGUCCACUCCUGGCUGCUCCGGGCGCUCAGGCGGUGCGCGGGGCAGCCCGGCGCGGCGCGGUCAGGCGGUGCGCGGGGCAGGCGCGCGCCGGCGGGGCGGAAGGCCCCGUGGGCGGGAAGCGGCGGCACCAUGUCGGUGAGCGAGAUGUUCGCGGCGCUGCAGGGAGCGCUCGGCCAGGACCAGGACAUCCGAGAGGAGAUCCGGAAGGUGGUGCAGGCGCUGGAGCAGACGGCGCGGGAGAUCCUGACACUGCUGCAGGGCGUGCACCAGGGGCCCGGCUUCCAGAACAUUCCAAAGAAGUGUCAGAAGGCUCGUGAGCACUUUGGUACAGUGAGGACACAGAUGGAGUCUCUGAAGACCAAGUUUCCUGCUGAUCAGUAUUACAGGUUUCAUGAGCACUGGAGGUUUGUACUGCAGCGGCUGGUGUUCCUGGCAGCCUUUGUAGUCUACUUGGAGUCAGAAACGUUAGUAACCCGAGAAGCUGUUGCAGAAAUACUUGGGAUUGAAGCUGAUCGAGAACGGGGCUUUCACCUGGACAUUGAAGAUUAUCUUUCUGGUGUAUUAACUCUGGCCAGUGAGCUGGCCAGGCUGGCAGUGAACAGUGUCACAGCUGGGGACUAUUCUCGCCCUCUCCGCAUCUCAGCCUUUAUCAAUGAGCUGGAUUCUGGCUUCCGCCUCCUCAACCUGAAGAAUGACUCCCUGAGGAAACGCUACGAUGGCCUGAAAUACGAUGUCAAGAAAAUUGAGGAAGUGGUUUACGACUUGUCAAUCAGAGGACUCAAUAAGGAGGCAACAGUUGGUGCAGGCGGGGAGAAGUGAAGGAUGCUCGUUUGAACAGCAUCAUCAAUUACCUCAGAUGGUUGCCAAUUUAGGAAGUACCUAGAGAAGCCUUCCUACAGUAGUUUAGAAGAACUGCAGCUCAAAGCUGCUCUCUAUUUUCUUACAAAAGGUGUAGUACAGGUGUUAGAUGUUUUGUAAAAUCAUGUGUAGAUUAGGACAGGAGACUGUUUCCAGUGGCAUUCCUCUGUCAAACACAUGGUGCCGUUCUCUGCACAGCAGCAAUAGAAGUUCGUAACUCCCAUGAGCUGAGAUUCCCAUUACUUCUGUCGUGUUGCUUCCCUGCUCUGUCAGGGAAGUGCUGUGGCUAUCUCUGCUCACACACCCUCAGAGGUGUGUGCACAGCACACAGCUCAGUGCAGACACAUGGGAUCUUUUAAGAAACACAGUGCGUAAAUACCAACUUUUUUUUAAGAAACCUUUUUUUUUCUUUUUGUUUCUUAAAUUUUCACCUAUGUAAGUUGAACAAAUGUGCAUAACUGUUUAUGAACCAGAUCUCUUUUUUAAUGGUUUCUGUUAAUGUACCCCCCAUAAUGGAGAAAUUAGUGGAAAUACUAAUAAUUCCUUUAUUGGAACUUGCAUCCUAGCAUAUCUCUCUCUCUCUCUCUCUCCCUCUCUCUCUCUCUCUCUCUCUCUCUCUCUCUCUCUCUCUCUCUCUCUCUCUCUCUCUCUCUCUCUCACUCACUCUUUUUUUUUUUCCUUUCCACCAGAAUUUCAGUUACCAGGGAGAGCAAGGUCUUCUUAGACACAUGCUUUCUCUGUCCGGUAUUUGUUCUACUGUCAUGAGUAAAUGCAGAGUUUUAUAUGAUGAUUUGCCUUGAGAACUCAGUGUAACCAGUUUUCAUGUUUUUUUAACUUCCAAGUUUUCUGAAUAGAGAAGUGUAAACUGAUAAACUGCAGGUGGUGUCUGAGUUAUAACAAUGUGUACAGGCCACAACUGUACCUGUGUCCUGGGAUUAAAACAAAAACAACACCACAAAACUAUAGUUUGUGUAGUAAAAUGUUUGUAUCUCCAGAAACAGGACAUUUACUGCUUUCAGGUAAGUAUGUAAGAUGUUGCAAACACCAACAGCCUCUUUCAUGUGUGUAAGUGGACAGAUUCAUGCCUCCUCAUGGGCUUGUUCUCUUUUCCUAAAUUACUUUGAGUUUUGCCAUUCUGCUUCUGGAGGUGCAGGAGUAACUUGGGAGGAGGAGGAAUACUUCAGAGGAUGAAUGGGAAUGGACAAGUUUAUGUGGGGUUUGUUAGUGUUUCAGUUUCUUAGUGAAGAUUUGCUGCUGAGUUAGGGAGUUGUUUUGUUUAUUGGAAGAAAAUGGUUUCUUGGUUAUUUUGGACAAUAAAAGCUGUUCUUUGAUUAUG
This is a messenger RNA of Poecile atricapillus (Black-capped chickadee), 2221 nucleotides long. It is a transcript of the gene TSN, whose product is annotated as translin. The coding region runs from base 157 to 846 and encodes 229 amino acids. The record is from RefSeq and is a predicted model, not a curated record. Gene Ontology annotation, cellular component: cytoplasm; nucleus. Gene Ontology annotation, molecular function: RNA binding; sequence-specific DNA binding; single-stranded DNA binding. Lineage: Eukaryota; Metazoa; Chordata; Aves; Passeriformes; Paridae. Gene Ontology annotation, biological process: RNA metabolic process. The transcript has 6 exons.